UCUCUGCAAUGGCGCAAAAAUCAAAAUCCCGAAGUGUUCGUGAUUGAUGUUGAUAACGUUCGGAAACCUGAGCUUGUCAACCAAUUUACUUCGCUCUGUGAUUUGACAUCUACAUCUCUAGAAUCACAAAGGUAGCUCUUAGUCUCAGACUGACACACAAUGGGAGACAGUGAUGUUUCCAUCCUCAAGGAGGAGCUGGCCCAGAAAGAUGGCAACUUGAUGAAAGCUGUAGAAAUUGGGAAGGCUCUCCUGGAAGAAAACUCACAGCUGAAGGAGCAAAUUGAAGAUGUUGCUAAGAACUAUUCCAAGAAAGUGGAGGCCAAGGAGCAGGAGCUGUAUAGUCUUCAGAUGAAGUACGACCAGAAAGCCAGUCUGGAGAAGUGGUACAAUGAAGAGAUCACGUCUCUCAAACAGGAGAUGGCAGUUCAAAGGGAGAGAAUCACUGACGAACUUGAAGCAAAGCUUCACCAGGAAGCUGGACAGUUUAGAAAACAGAUAAGCCAUCUUCAGGCAGACCUUGAGUUGUCCCAGAAUGCCGAGCGUCAGUUGAGAGAGCAUGUGAAGCAGCUUGAGGAUCUGGUGAAGGAGCAGAUGAAUGAGACGACCAACAUCUCCCGGUCCUUCUACAGCGAGGAACUGGGACAGGCUCAGCAAGAGAUAGUCACACUGCAGAAUGACAAGACAGCCUUGAAGACCCAGAUGAUUGAGAUUGAAGCGGAACUGAGACAUUACAAAGAGGAGCGAGAACUACUCCGGUCUCAUCUGUGCAGCAAGGACGAGGAAAUUGAGGAUCUGCAGUGUCAAGUGACUUCAUACUGCAACAACCAGGAGAGGUUCCAUGUGGAGAUCCUGGACUUGAAGGCCCAGCUGGAAGCUCUGAGGAUGGAGGCUAGCAGCCACGACUCCAAGGGCAACUCUCUCUUCUCUGAGGUUGAAGACCGUCGUGUGGUUGCAGAGAAGAAACUGAUCUCACUGAACGUACAGAUUGAGAUGCUGAAAGAAAAAUGUGAGAUAGAGAAACAACAGCACCACAAACUCAAGAUGCAGAUGGUGAUGCUACUGCAGAUGAGCGGGGGACAAUCAGACAGGGAAGCAGUCGACAGUCUCCAGUCUCAGUUGUCUGAUGCUAACUCACAGAUAAAAAAUCUUGCCACAAAAAUUGAAGAGUUGGAGAAAACAGGGCACGGACAGGCUGACCACAUGGCCGCGUUCCACAAGGUGUUUGGGAAUGGCUCCAAGGAAGACUAUGUUCAGUAUCUCCACAACAUGCUCAAGGCUAAGGAGAAGGAGCUGGCGGAGGUGGGCAAGGAGCUUCGUGUGACGAGCAUGUUGUUGCUGGACUCAAAGAACAAGGUAUUGCAGCAGAGGAAGGAGAUCUUCACUGUGGAGGAGGAAAAGGCCAAACUACACAGCCAAAGUGUCAAACUCUACCUCCAGAAUGAAGAGUUGCUCUUGAAAUAUGACCCUGAGAAGUUAAAAGAAAAGAAACAUGGAAUGGUUUUCAAAAAGGAAAAGAUUCCGUUGGACGACUCUGAGGAUGAGACAGAAGAGGAGAAAAUGAAGAUCCGUGAAAGUCACGGCAUUGAAGGCCUUGAUGCUUCCACCAUCUUGAACAAGACAGGGAACAAAAGUGUGCUUGUGGAGAGUCAGCGGGAGAACGUCGAGUCGGGUGAAGACCAGCCCGGGAAGAAGUGUACAUCGGUCAGACUCCCGGGUGAAAGGAGUGUGUCUCUGUCCGAUGAUGUCACCGUGGUCAACUCGGAAGGAGAGAAGGAACAAACUGCCUUAGUGGACGAGGAGAAGCCAGGGAGGAAGGAAGGGGGGAAACCCAAGGCAGGUCGGGUUGUCACAAAAGUGAAAAUUUCAAGAGCUAAUCCAAACCAGGUCAAUGAAUGUAAAAACCAGUGAUGUUGUUCUCUGGAGGCUCUUGGUUUCAGUGUGAAUUUCCUGGGACCAUGUAGCUGCUACGUCUGUGUGAUGUAGUUUUAGCAAGUUAAGGAUUGGCCGACUAAUGAUAUACCAAUGUGAAUAUGUAUACAGGAAAACAAACAUGUAUACUAGUUCUUUGGAAGGAACGCAUUCAGCAUUCAGAGUGAUUCAGGAUGAAACACAUUUUGCCAGAGAAGACUGAUUAUCACAAGAGAACAAAAAAAACCUGGAUGCAGUUGUACAAAACAACCUUAGCGUUACGAAUGUCAUAAGUCAAUGUUAAAGUAUGGGAGUUACGAUCGUCUUAGCGCUACGACUGUCAAAAGUCUAUAUUAAAGUUGGGGAGAUAGGAUCGUCUUGGCGCAAGACUUUCGUAUGUCAAUUUUAAGGUAGGGGAGUUACGAUCUCCUUAGCACUAAGAUCGCUUUGUACAACAGUACCCUAGUCUUCAUGCAAAUGCAGCACACCUACAUCACUUCAGUGUUAUGGUUGCUUGAGGUGACUGUAUCUGUUGGCAGCCAUUGUUACUACCGGUACCCAAUCCUCUGUGCGGACUGCUCAAGCUGUCAGCCCAUGGGAGACUGAAUUGAUGUAACAAUUAACACACUUUUAGUCAACAAUUCAAUGUUUAAUGUAUUCUUUUACUGCAUAAGUUCAUACACAAGUCUUUUAGAAGUUACUUUGUCUUAGAUCAUUUAUUAUUAUUUGGAAAAAGAGGAAAUGCCAUUUUUAAUACAAGUUUCAUCAUGGGCUAUACAUCCAGGAUUAAUGUUGUCAACAUGAUGACAUUGCAGAAGGUAUUUGCAGUAGAGAGAAAAUGUUUUCCAGGAGGAGUUACCUCCCAUAGUUAAGAUAAUCAUUUGGUUGUUGAUGCUCAGACUUUGAAAUGGAGAGACAAAUUUGUAGAGUUAGCUCCCUUCCACCAUAUGGGAUGAGGAGUGCUGUCAUUGAUGUUUAAGUCUUGGACACUGAUCGACAACAAUGCAGUUGUCAGGCACAGCUUAUAUCGCGCUAGUUGGCUCAGGCUAACAUCUGUGGCUCUCACCUCACAGAACUUGUGUGCCUCUUCUAUCCUUUAGGUUAGUUGUAUUAGGGCUAGGGUAUGUUACCCCAACUCUGUCCCUAGUCCUUGGAUCCCCUUUGCCACCAAGUACCCCUUUACGAUCCUUAGGGUUAGGCACCCCUUUACGAUCCUUAGUGUCAGGCACCCCUUUACGAUCCUUAGUGUCAGGCACCCCUUUACGAUCCUUAGUGUCAGGCACCCCUUUAUGAUCCUUAGUGUCAGGCACCCCUUUACGAUCCUUAGGGUCAGGCACCCCUUUACGAUCCUUAGUGUCAGGCACCCCUUUACGAUCCUUAGUGUCAGGCACCCCUUUACAAUCCUUAGGGUUAGGCACCCCUUUACGAUCCUUAGGGUCAGGCACCCCUUUACGAUCCUUAGUGUCAGGCACCCCUUUACGAUCCUUAGUGUCAGGCACCCCUUUACGAUCCUUAGGGUCAGGCACCCCUUUACGAUCCUUAGUGUCAGGCACCCCUUUACGAUCCUUAGUGUCAGGCACCCCUUUACAAUCCUUAGUGUCAGGCACCCCUUUACGAUCCUUAGGGUCAGGCACCCCUUUACGAUCCUUAGUGUCAGGCACCCCUUUACGAUCCUUAGUGUCAGGCACCCCUUUACAAUCCUUAGGGUUAGGCACCCCUUUACGAUCCUUAGUGUCAGGCACCCCUUUACGAUCCUUAGUGUCAGGCACCCCUUUACAAUCCUUAGGGUUAGGCACCCCUUUACGAUCCUUAGGGUUAGGCACCCCUUUACGAUCCUUUGUUUUAGGCACCCUUUUACGAUCCUUUGUUUUAGGCACCCCUUUAUGAUCCUUAGUGUAAGUGUGACGUAUGGUGUGUGUUUGCUUUCUCUUUUAAGGAAUUAAUUCAAUGUAAUUUGAAGAAAACACAUUGAAAAUAUGUCUAUCAAGUUUUGAGUUUCACAGAGAAAAUAUUUGUGAAAGCGCCUGUAGUCCCGUGGUUAAGUGUUGACUCACUGACUCAUUUACUUCAAGCCGGUGAUGUGAGUUCGACCCUCGACGCGGCACUAAAUGAAUCUGAAAAGCUGCGCCAGGGGAAGUGCACUACUCCAAAAUAAUCUUAGCCAAAUGUAUUGAUACCUAGCAAUCUAUGCUUGUCUUAAGUGGCGACUAAGUGGAUCUGGUAGUCAGGAUUGGUGACUUAGUAUUCAGACGUGGCUGUCAUAUAGCUGGAAUGCUGCAUUUAACAACAAACAACAGGUCGGUGCUAAAGAUUGCUGUUACCAAAUUUGUUGUGAACAAUGGGAACACAAUUACCAUGACUAAUGAGAAAGACAGUCAGCCCUGAUUUGCAGCAUAUACUAUGUGUAUGUAACAUUUUAAGGUGUAUAUAUAGACAGAACUUUAUCAUAUAUUAAAAUGUAAUGAAAUAA
Messenger RNA from Haliotis rufescens (red abalone), 4378 nucleotides. RefSeq names its product protein Spindly-A-like. The coding region runs from base 160 to 1908 and encodes 582 amino acids. Lineage: Eukaryota; Metazoa; Mollusca; Gastropoda; Lepetellida; Haliotidae. The record is from RefSeq and is a predicted model, not a curated record. The transcript is spliced from 12 exons.